Molecule: messenger RNA, 609 nt
Organism: Chaetomium globosum CBS 148.51
Lineage: Eukaryota; Fungi; Ascomycota; Sordariomycetes; Sordariales; Chaetomiaceae
Exons: 3
Coding region: 1-609 (202 amino acids)
Source: RefSeq, a predicted model, not a curated record
AUGAGACUCCAAGCCAUCACCCUGUCCCUCCUCGCGGCCACCGGCCUGGCAACCCCCAUCCGCCGGGACGUCAGCCAGGCAGUCUACACCCUGCGCCUCACCUCACCCGUCAAAUCCCUCGACGGCCUCUACCUGACCACCACGCCGCAAUCCGACACCGACGACACCAGCACGCUCGGCGUAAGCACCUCCACCACCACCUCCCCCGCCACGCAACCCGUCCGGUUCUACCCGGUGCACAACCCGGACACGGACCUCGACGAGCUCCGCCGCUCCAGCGACACGGUCGGCGGCGGCGGCGCGCUGGCGGUGGUGGGCGCCAACGGGCUGCUGGACUUUGCGGCGCUCGCCGACCCCGAGGCCGUGCAGGCGCCCGACGGCACCACGGUGGACUGGACUUCGUUCCGGUUGGGCGCUGAGAAGAAGGAGGGGGGUGGUGGUGCGGUUGAGUAUGUGGGUAAGGGGGGCGUGGCGGAGGGCAGGUGGGUGGCGUUUCCGGUGGGCGGGGAGGGGGAGAGGUGGAGUGUUAAGUGGAGGGAUGUGAGCGCGUGGACCACGGAGAACUACAUGCCAGUGGAGGUCGUGUACGAGCUCGUCAAGGAGGAGUAG